Molecule: messenger RNA, 1905 nt
Organism: Cylindrotheca closterium
Lineage: Eukaryota; Bacillariophyta; Bacillariophyceae; Bacillariales; Bacillariaceae
Source: the annotation of a GenBank genome assembly
AUGAAGGUCGAAACACCUCAAAUUUUGUGGAAUAUCGAGGGCGACUCUCGCAAGAAUGCUCCUCUGUACAGCAUUGCGAUGCAAGAAAGCGGUCUGGUGGAAAAUGGUCACGUUUUGGCCACGGCUGGAAACACGAACAUUAUCAAUCUUUGGAAGGUUUCCUUUGCUUCUCACGAUGAUGAUGAUGGUGAUGAUGGUGAUGAUGGCGACAAGGAAAAACAACUCUUUCACAUGGACUGCAAAAACCUGCUCAACAAGGUAGAUUACAUGACGAGUCUCUCGAGACACGAACGGCCCGUCAAUUCCGUAGCCUUUUCACCGAAUGGCUUGCAUUUGGCCACGGCGGGAGAAGCGGGCAAUAUUAUCAUUUGGUCCGUCCCUUUGUCAAAGAGAGGGAAUGGUAAUGGAAAGCAUUUUUGGUCCACCCUGGCAUCCGAAAAAGAAUUGGCCGUCAAGAUUGUCAGCACGCAUUGCGAGGGAGUCACGGAUUUGUCCUGGAGCGCCGAUUCCAAACGAUUCAUGGUCGGGACCAUCGAUUCCCAAGUACAAGUUUGGGAGGACAAACAAUAUGCCCACAAUAUGGCAAACACCGAAUCACAACAAAAGGAUAGUGAAUGGCAGUCUGUCUUUCGAAGUGGGGAGCAUAGCUCGUUUGUCCAAGGAGUUUCCUAUGAUCCCCUAGGCGUCUAUUUGGCCAGUAUGGGGAGCGACCGAACCUGCCGUCUAUUUCCACGCAAAAUUCCACCCAAAUCCAAGAAAAAGGUCCUACGGCCGUCCAACAGUUGUAAGGAUGCUCCUCCUCCUGCAGAACCACCGCUGGAACACCAACAAAUGGUCUCCCAACUCAUGACGGAACAUAAGGUGGAAAUGGGAAAGACUAAGAGGAUCAAACAGCGCACCACGGCGACGGAUCCCGAAACGGGAGCCCAAACCAAGCAGCGUCUUUUUGUGGACGAAUCGACCUGUGAGUCUUUUUUUCGACGGCUCAGUUGGACCACUGACGGCGCCUAUCUAGUCACUCCGGCGGCGCUCUGGCACAAUGAAGAUGGGGCAGAUGAAUCAUCCUCGUCGUCGUCGCCUUCCUUUGCUACCUACUUAUUUGCCCGCCACAAAUUUGAUGAACCUUGCAAAGUGCUUCCUGGAUUGGAUAAGCCUUCGGUAGUCGUCCGACCGAAUCCAGUUCUGUUUGAAUUGCCAACGACGAAGAAUCAAUCGAACAAGAAUCGACCCAGCGAGAGUGAAUGUGAAUCCAAGGAAAAUGAAUCCCCCAAGGGCCGCAACCACAAGAACCUACCGUAUCGAUCCAUCUUUGCCGUCAUGACCUUGGAUUCCAUAUUGAUUUACGAUACCCACCAUUCCCAUCCUUUGUCGAUUGUAAGGGGUUUGCAUUAUACGGGGCUCACGGAUUGUUCUUGGUCCCAAGAUGGGCACAGUCUAGUGGUUUGCAGUACCGAUGGAUAUCUGUCCAUUAUCAAUUUUGGACCCAAUGAAUUGGGCAAGGUAUACCAACCACCACCAGCAGCACAAGAAUCACAAAUGCCAGCAGCCGUCAUGGCACGACCACCACAAGUCAAAAUGAUGAUGCAAAAUCCCAGUCCUGUUUCCAGUCCCAUUCCUCCGUGUCGACCUGGACCGGCAGUCUUGGAAUCACGGCCGACCAAGAAGACGCGAAUCACUCCAACCACGCUGUCUCCUACGUCCACAAUGAUGACAUGUAGUAGUUCCACUAUUGCUACUAAGAGUCCAACAACAGUCAGCACUGCUACGAAACGUAGUGCACCAGAGACGGAAGAAGUGGGGGAUGCCGUCAACAAGCUGUCAUUGAACAGCCGAUUACACGUUGCAGAUGGGGAGAAACAGCCCAAAAAGAAGAAGCGGAUUCAACCCAUGUUGAUUUCAACGUAA